UGGACUAUCUUGCUACCCGUACUAAGCUGACAGCUGUAGCAGCUGAGAUCGUUUCAUUCACACAAACUCGACACAGGCACAGUUUUACUUUUACAAUGGCAUUUCAGUGUCAGCGAGAUUGCUACAUGAAAGAGUUUGUUACCUCUGUGGUAUCCUGCAGCCCAGAUGAACUCAAACAAGAAGUCUGUGGAAAGAAAGAAACUUUGAAGGGUUUCAGUGUCAAGCUCCAGGACACAAUCUUGUUUCCUGAGGGGGGUGGCCAACCAGAUGACCAUGGUCUAAUCGAAGAUGUCCCAGUUUUGAGGGUGACGAGGCAGGGAGCAGAAGCUGUACACUUUGUCAGCGCACCGCUGGAGGUGGGUCAGGAGGUGCGAGUGAAGGUUGAUUGGGAGAGGAGGUUUGACCACAUGCAGCAGCACUCAGGUCAACAUUUGAUCACAGCCUUGGCAGAUGCAAUGUUUGGAUACAAGACCACAUCUUGGGAACUAGGCCAUCAGAGAAGCACCAUUGAACUGGACACUCCCUGCAUGAAACCUGCCCAGCUCCAGGCCCUGGAAGAAGCCAUAAAUGAGAAGAUCAGAGCUCACGUUCCCAUCACUGUUCAGCUUCUCUCUAGAGAUGACCCUGCUGUGGAAAAGGUGAGGAGUCGAGGGCUGCCAGAGGACCAUGCAGGGCCUGUUCGGAUCAUUGAUAUUGAAGGCAUUGAUGCCAACAUGUGCUGUGGAACCCAUGUGUCUAACCUCAGUCACUUACAGGUAAUAAAGCUACUGGGGACUGAGAAGGGAAAGAAAAAUAAAACCAACCUGAUAUUCCUAGCAGGAAACAGGGUUCUGAAGUAUGCAGAGAAAAGCUACAGCACAGAGCGGUCACUGGUGUCCCUCCUCAAAACUGGACCUGAUGAACACAUUGAAGCAGUUGACAGGUUGCAGAAGUCUGUGAAGCUACUACAGAAAACCAACCUGAGCCUGCUACGAGACAUGGCUGUCCUCAUCGCUCAGAACUUUAAGAACGACCCCCAGAGAGGCAACUUCUUCAGCAUGCACAAAAAAGAGGGUGACAAUGAGUUCAUGAAUAUCAUUGCCAAUGAAAUAAACACUGAGGAAACUUUGGUUUUCCUGACUGUUGGAGAGGAGAAGGGACCUGGUUUGUUUCUGCUGGCUGGACCCAUCAAACCAGUGGCUGAGAUGGGGCCACGGGUGUUAGAAAUGCUCCAAGGGAAAGGGGCAGGGAAGAACGGACGUUUCCAAGGUAAAGCCAACAACCUGGCACGGAGAGGAGAGGUGGAGGUUUUCCUGCAGCAGUGCUUCAAACAUCACAGCUCAGAGGAAGAAUAAACCCAGCAACACUUCCAUACAAAUAAAUGCUCUCUUAUACCUUUAGGAGCCAAUAAGAAUAAUUUACCUGACUGUUCAAUCAUCAUUCAGGGAUGUGUGCAAGUACACAUCCCCAGAAACUGAUAAUUCAUGUGAAAAUGUGUGUAACUGACCUGGGCGCUGUACAUAUCUGAAUGUUAAAUGUCAUGUACAGUUUUUGUUCUUAAUACAUUAAACCUUUUCAUUUAGUCUUUUUUCCCCCCCCAAUACGUCUAGUCGACAUUUAAAAAUGGGCACCAUGACAGUAGAUGUCAGGCUCAAGGCUUAGACAACAGGUUGGAUACAAAAAUGAAACAUUCUUAUGAAAUCACACUUUCACACUCCUACUGCGGAUAUUG
Monopterus albus (swamp eel) is the source of this 1711-nucleotide messenger RNA. RefSeq names its product alanyl-tRNA synthetase domain containing 1 (gene aarsd1). Gene Ontology annotation, biological process: tRNA aminoacylation; regulation of translational fidelity. The record is from RefSeq and is a predicted model, not a curated record. Lineage: Eukaryota; Metazoa; Chordata; Actinopteri; Synbranchiformes; Synbranchidae. The transcript is spliced from 12 exons. The coding region runs from base 96 to 1334 and encodes 412 amino acids. Gene Ontology annotation, molecular function: aminoacyl-tRNA ligase activity; Ser-tRNA(Ala) deacylase activity; ATP binding.